AUGACUCUAGUCUCCUCUCCACUUUCGACUUCCGAUCAAAUGUCCGAACCACCAGCGGCUUCACCCACACCUACAGAAAACUGUACGGAGAACUGUGCUCCGAGCACUCCACUCGAGCCUCCGAUGUCGCAAUCGUGCUCAAGUUGUAAACAAUUGCACGAUGAUGUCAUCAAAACCGUAAAGCACAUCAACAACAAGCUUGAUCAGAUAAUGCUAAGGGUGGAGACACUUUUUGCUGAACGACAAUUCACCCCAUCACCCCUCAAUUCAGAGGCAGCUCCCAGUCCAGCUCCCCUACAAAAUCAUUUGACCGCUAUCUUGAAUGGAGCGACAAAUAAUGGCGGCAGCCGAAAACGAAAACCCCAAAAGGAGGCUUUGCACAAAGUGGAGCACAACAAAUUGGAUGCCUUGCACAAUAUGCUUGUCAAGGUGGAAGCAAACUGUACCCCAAACGGAAUGGAGACUCCAAUCAAGGCAGAGCUUCAAGAGCCGAAGACACCGACCUCGACAAUCCCCUCGGCGCUUCGUCCUUCCACCGACAAUAACCGAACCCAAAAUCCGACCACUCCACAAAUGAAUGACAAUUCGUUGAAUUUCGCGAAUAUUCUUUACGGCGGUGCUCGACCUGAUGGCAUCCCUGAGUUGAGCCAACAACAGCAUAUCCUCAAUUUACUCAUGCAACAAUCACUAGCAAAUGGAGUGAAUGGACAAGAUGAUGGACAAGACGGAAAAGGACAAGAGCAGGAAGUGCAUGAUGCUAGCGUGUCCCGAUGCAGCAAUUGCAACACGACGAAAACGACCGCAUGGCGCCGCGACUUUGAGGGAAAACUUGUGUGCAACGCCUGCGGCCUUUACUAUCGUUUGCAUCGGACUCACCGUCCCGUUCACAUGCGCAAGGAUUUCAUUCAACAGCGAUUCCGUCGUCGUGACAGAAACGAGGAUUCGACCUCACCGUCGGCAAUGAUCAAUCAACUCCUUUCACUUAGCCAAGCAGCACAAGUGCCGGUCUCAAUGAAUCCAUUCAACAUUUUCGAUCAACUCAGCCAACAACUGGCCGCCAACGGUCAUCAAAUGGAUCUCAACGGUAGUGGAAAUGUG
Molecule: messenger RNA, 1098 nt
Organism: Mesorhabditis belari
Lineage: Eukaryota; Metazoa; Nematoda; Chromadorea; Rhabditida; Rhabditidae
Source: the annotation of a GenBank genome assembly